AUGCCUCGCUCCCGUCGACGUCGACCCGGAAGCUGUCGCCGGCGGCCGGCCGGCAGCCCUAACGCUGGCUGGGUUGCGGAGCGCCGUCGCCGGGGUUUGCGGCGGCGGCGGGCCGAGGCCAGCGGAGAGGACCCCGAUGAGCCCAUUUCGGGUCGGGGCUGAGUGUGGGCGCGCGGUUCCCGGUGGCGUGUGACCCAGUCCCGGCCGGCCGCCGCCGUCUGUGUAAGUGUUCGUGGGCCCCAGGGCCCUGCCCCGCCCGCCCCGAGCCCGCGAAGAGGCUUUCCGCGUGGGGCAGUAUGAGGGCCGCAAAGGUUUCCUCCAAAGCCACACCUCGGCUGGAAGGGGCGAGUUCGAGGGCUCUGUUAGUGGUAGCCUUGGGUAGACGCGGAGCUGCCGCUGUCGCUUUGCAGUGCCUGUAGGCCUUGGAGGGCUCGGAGCCCCCGUUCCCUGAGCAGCACCCAGAUCGCGCCGUAUCUGAGACACAGUUCAUGCCCCCCUUCCAGACUCUGAGGUAGAAUCUUGGCUGUCAUCUGGGGAAGCCACCUUGUCCGUUCAGCCAUGAAUACAGAAACAGUGCCACCGUUCCAGGAGACUCCAGCUGGAACCAGCUGUCACCUCAGUAACCUGUUGAGUAGCCGGAAGCUGAUGGCUAUGGGGGUCUUGCUUGGCUGGCUCCUGGUCAUACACCUUCUGGUCAACGUGUGGCUGCUGUGCCUUCUGUCUGCAUUGCUAGUGGUACUGGGAGGAUGGCUGGGCUCCAGCGCCACUGGAGCGGCUUCAGGUCGACUGCACCUGGAACGCUUCUUUCCAGUGGCCACCUGUCCUCCAUGCCCUGAGGCAGAAAGGCAGUUGGAACAGGAGAUCAACCGCACCAUCCAGAUGAUUAUUCGAGAUUUUGUGUUAUCCUGGUACCGUUCCGUGAGCCAGGAGCCAGCCUUUGAGGAGGAAAUGGAGGCAGCUAUGAAAGGAUUGGUCCAGGAGCUUCGGAGGAGGAUGAGCAUGAUGGACACUCGUGCUCUUGCCCAGAGUGUUCUGACUCUCUGCGGUUGUCACCUGCAGAGCUACAUUCAGGCAAAGGAGGCCACUGCAGGGAAGAGUGGUCCAGUUGAGCCUUCCCACCUCUGGGAGGCUUACUGCCGGGCUACUACCCCACAUCCUGCUGUGCACAGCCCCAGUGCUGAAGUCACCUAUACACGUGGCGUUGUCAGUUUGUUGCUUCAAGGGCUGGUGCCCAAGCCCCACUUGGAGACCCGUACCGGACGCCAUGUAGUGGUCGAACUCAUCACGUGCAAUGUAAUCUUACCACUGAUCAGCAGGCUGUCAGAUCCUGACUGGAUUCACCUUGUACUUGUGGGUAUCUUUUCCAAGACCAGAGAUCCAGCACUCUGCCCAGCCAGCACCCCCGAACAGCCUUCAGUACCCACCUCUUUGCCACUGAUCACUGAGGUAGAACAGCUUCCGGAAGGGAGAGCCCCUUCUCCAGUAGCAGCCCCAGUGUUCCUAAGUUACUCUGAGCUGGAGGGUCCUGCAGGCCCCUCCCCAGAGGUUGAAGAAGGUCAUGAAGCUGUAGAGGGAGAUUUGGGUGGAAUGUCUGAAGAAAGAAAAGUAGGAAACAACUCAUCUCAUUUCCUACAGCCGAACAUUCGGGGCCCCCUGUUCUUAUGUGAAGACUCAGAGCUGGAGUCUCCGCUGUCUGAACUGGGCAAAGAAACCAUCAUGCUCAUGACUCCAGGCAGCUUUCUCUCUGACAGGAUUCAGGAUGCCCUGUGUGCCCUAGAGGGUUCAAGGGCUCUGGAACCCAAAGAUGGUGAGGGGUCUGAAGGAGCAGAGGCUGAGGAGGGUCCAGUGACAGAAACAGAGACAGGCCUGCAAGUCUCCACACUGAACCCCUGCCCAGAGAUCCAGAUUGACACAGCAGACAAAGAGAUAGAACAAGGAGAUGUUACCACCUCUGUUACAGCUUUGCUGGAGGGGCCAGAAAAGACCUGCCUCUCACGGCCCUCAUGCUUAGAGAAGGAUCUCACCAGUGACAUGGGCUCCCUUGAUCCUAGUCUGCCACCAGUUCUGCUUUCCUCCUCUCCACCUGGUCCUCUCAGCUCAGCCACCUUCAGCUUUGAGCCCUUAAGCAGUCCAGAUGGCCCAGUUGUCAUCCAGAACCUUCGUAUCACUGGCACUAUUACAGCCCGAGAGCACAGCGGUACCGGAUUCCACCCAUACACACUCUAUACUGUGAAGUACGAGACAGCCCUUGACGGUGAGAACAGCAGCGGCCUGCAGCAGCUGGCCUACCACACUGUGAAUCGCCGCUAUCGGGAGUUCUUGAACCUGCAGACCCGUCUGGAGGAGAAACCAGAUCUACGCAAGUUCAUCAAAAAUGUGAAGGGUCCUAAAAAGCUCUUUCCAGAUCUUCCAUUUGGAAACAUGGACAGUGACAGAGUAGAAGCCCGUAAGAGCCUCCUAGAAUCAUUCCUAAAGCAACUCUGUGCCAUUCCGGAGAUCGCUAACAGUGAGGAGGUGCAGGAGUUCCUUGCUCUGAACACAGAUGCUCGUAUUGCCUUUGUCAAGAAACCAUUUAUGGUCUCUAGAAUAGACAAGAUGGUGGUGAGUGCCAUUGUGGACACCUUGAAGACAGCGUUUCCUCGCUCUGAACCACAGAGUCCCACAGAGGAGCUGAGUGAGGCCGAGACGGAAAGCAAGUCCCAGACAGAAGGCAAGAAGGCUAGCAAGUCCAGGCUGAGGUUCUCAUCCAGUAAAAUUUCUCCAGCACUAAGUGUGACUGAAGCACAAGACAAGAUUCUCUAUUGUCUCCAGGAAGGCAGUGUGGAGCCCGAGACCCUAUCCAUGUCUGGGAUGGAAUCUUUUAUUGAAAAACAGACAAAGUUACUGGAAAUGCAGCCAACAGAAGCCCCAGAAAAAGAUCCGGAACAACUUCCCAAAGGACAUGUGGACAGUUGCUUGUCAGAUGCAGCUGUGCCAGCCCAAGACCCCAGCAACAGCGAUCCAGGAAGAGAGACAGAGUUAGCUGACACAGCCCUGGAUCUGCUCCUCUUGCUACUAACAGAACAGUGGAAAUGGCUGUGUACUGAAAACAUGCAGAAGUUUCUUCGUCUUAUCUUUGGGACCCUACUUCAAAGGUGGCUAGAGGUGCAGGUGGCUAAUUUAACAAGUCCACAGCGCUGGGUGCAGUACCUUCGGCUUCUUCAGGAGUCCAUCUGGCCCGGUGGAGUUUUGCCUAAGUUUCCACGGCCUGUAAGGACCCAGGAGCAGAAACAGGCUGCUGAGAAACAGGCUUUGCAGAGCCUGAUGGGAGUCCUCCCAGAUCUUGUAGUAGAAAUUCUUGGGGCGAGCAAAUGCCAGCUGAGCUGGGGUCUAGUCUUGGAGUCACUGCAACAACCCCUCAUCAACAGGCAUUUGAUUUACUGCCUUGGGGACAUCAUCCUGGAAUUCUUGGAUCUCAGUGCCUCUGUUGAGGAGUCUGCUACUACCACCUCUGCUUCAGAUACCCCAGGCCACCCUAAAAGGAUGGGUAUCUCCUCUUAGCUGGUUAUUCACGUAUUAUUCCCAGGUCAGGGAAGUAGAGUUACUCAGACACCCAGAGACCAGUCAGGAAACCCACGCCCUUUGGAAGGAGGCUACAGCUCAGGAGGCCUAGGCUGUCAGUGGCUUAAUUCUCUCCUACUUCUGUUCCAUUUGUAGCAGGUGACAUGUAUCCCAGUUGCAUGCAUAUUUAUUUCCAUGUCCCUUUUAUGGUGUUGGGAUUGUUCCUGGUGAGUAGAUCCUGUUUCCUUUGGGGAAAGAGCCAUGAGGUAGAGGAAUGAGCCCAUUUUGCUUCUGCUUUUGCCAUCCUCCCUGAGAUUGUUUGCCAAAACCCUGGCCUUGUGCACACAUGUACCUAAUCCACCAGCACACAAGCUCUGGAUAAAACAGGAAAAAAACUGUGGCCAGAUUUCCUUGGAGGAGAAAACAACCUUCUGAGCUCCGUUCCUACCCGGAAACUAAAAAUUCACUCAGGACCAUUUUCAAAAAACAAACUCUUGAGUCUAAUCUAGUUUCCCAACAGUUCCAGAAGAAGAAUGAGGGAAGAAAAUUUUUCAGGGGACUUCUUGCUCAUGUGUUGCUAUUUCUCAACACAUCAGCCUUAUGGAAGAUGUCAUGAGGCUGCUUCCCUGGGAGACUACUUUUCCUUUCCAGAAGACUUCAAAGCUGACUGCCAAAGCUUCUGGUAAAUCCACCCCACCCUUCACACCCCUUCCUGAAAGGCAUUUGUACCACACAUUUUAUUUAUUGGCUUUCCUCCUAACCCCCUGCCCUAGAGCAAUUGAGUUUUUGAAUUUGUGACCCUUUCUCUAUCUUCAGCAAAAUUGCAUGACAAGUUGCAUAUUCAGCCUCAGUUUUUGCAAAGAAAAAGUAAAGCACUUGCCUCCUGUCUUAAGAAUACACAAAGAGUAGGAAUAGCAAGCCUGGUGGUUAAAUUCUCCCUUGAUAAUUCUUUGACAGGGAACUUUUAUUACUCUGAACAGAUAAGAUUAGAACUUACAAGGAAUCGCUUAUUUCCUAUUCUUUAUGUUAUAAUUAGUCUUUUAAGAACACCAGCAAUGAAGGCAGAGGUGUUCUGUCAGGCUGCAACAUCUAUUAGAAAGGCAAAGCAAUUAGAAAUUGCUGGAGGAGAAGGAUAAAUCAGGAGGAAUUGCUGGUAGAAAAGGAUGCAGACAGUCACAGGCAAGUGCUACAUAUUAAACACAUGUGAAUAGCUGGCAGAAAGGUGUCAAGGAAGUCACUAGGAGCCCUUUGGCUUCACACCUGCCUGUUAGCGCCUUCCCUUUGCAGAAUUACCAGAGCCACCACUUCGAGAAAGGUCUUGGAGUUAGACUGAUGAGAAGGCAAUGAGGUGUCAACAACAAGUGUUAAAGUUCUCUUAGAUUCUGAAGUAGGUGAUGAACACACAAUUAAAGUGGUUUGUGGAAGAAAGUUGUGAGAUCUUUUUACUUUUUUGCCCCUCUGGAGGCUUUUAACCCUAAAUUGUAUCUGAUGUAUUUGGGAGGCUUAGGUGUGCAAUUCUUGCCAAAAGGCAAGGAGAUUAAUGAGAUGUCUCAUGGCCCCUUCUAGCCUUAAAGGUUGACCAUUACAGUGACUUUAUGGCUCCAAAGUUCUUGAAGCAUCUCCAGCCCUCGACUUUGCCAGGCAGAGGUAGCUCAGGAUCUCCACCUUAUGUGAGUCCAGCCGAUGUAUUAGAGCUGAUCAUUCAGCUCCUUCAGUGAGGGCCAAGAUUCUACUCUGGAUGGGCAUGGGGGCAGCCCUGUUUUAUGCCACUUUUCUCUCCCCAUACCUUCCCUUCAUGUGUAUUUAGCCACCUGUGUUGCUUUGAAUCUGCUACCUGUCCUGGCUCAAAUGUGGCACAAAAUCAGUACAUCAGACACACCAUGGAAUCCCUGUGGCUAUAAGUUCUAAGGAAUCUUUUGACACUUCCAGCCCAAAGAACUUACUUGUUUUUCAUGUUAUAUAAAAGUCCCUACCUCCACUCCAUGUGCCUCAAAAAGAUAAGCUGUCCUCAGUCCCUCCUUCUACCCGGGAGGGAAGUAAUGGAUAUUGGCAAGGAAAUAAUCAAAACUCAUCUGGCUUUGAAAAUGACCUGCUAAGUUUGGGUAACAGAUUCAGACAAUGAGAGAGGAGCAAUUGGUAGAAAGCCACAGGUAUCUGGAAAAGAUACUCCCAGCUGGCAGGGUGAUAAAAGGCAGUGAAGAAUUGGGCCUGCACUAAUCCAGGAAGGGUUUUUUGUUUGCUUGUUUGUUUUUUGUAUUUACUCAGACUAAAUUUUAUUCAUUUAACUAAGAAUUUUGAUACUUGAAGUAAGACUAAAGUACUUUCCCUUUUCUUAAUAUCUAUAAAAAAAGAGGCAGGGAUGCAGUGUUCUUUCUGUCAAAUUCUAAAUGUGAUCUUUGCCAUUGCUUAUUUGAAUUCAAGAAAGCUAUACUUUUUCACCACAUAUAACUCAGUUUUUUUUCACAUUUUUCAGUUAAACUUAAUAAAACCUAAAUGGAAAGUAAGUUCCUAAAUAUGAGCCUA
Messenger RNA from Sapajus apella (tufted capuchin), 6063 nucleotides. RefSeq names its product sorting nexin 19 (gene SNX19). The coding region runs from base 559 to 3540 and encodes 993 amino acids. Gene Ontology annotation, cellular component: early endosome membrane; intracellular membrane-bounded organelle. Gene Ontology annotation, molecular function: phosphatidylinositol binding. The transcript has 11 exons. Lineage: Eukaryota; Metazoa; Chordata; Mammalia; Primates; Cebidae. The record is from RefSeq and is a predicted model, not a curated record.